GUCAAGUAUCCCAAAAAUUAUCGUGCAACCAAUCUCUAAGCGCUCCGAGUCGUUGAUCCUACAGGAAUACACCUCAAUAUUCAUCUCCGACAUGAAUCCUUCUGAACAGCCACAGCCUCCUCAGGCUCAGAAGGCAUCUGUGACCAGACAACGGAUUCUACUUCCACAUGAACCGAAUUAGCUUCGCACUAGGAACCUCUGCAUAGGUCCUAUGGCUCGCUCGUUUGCUCAAGUCCCGAGUGGAAGCACCUAUUGGCCCGUCAAACCCACCGGCAUCUAGUGCUUAUUGCCUGUGCAUCAUGCUCCACUUCACCAUCAGCCGAGUAUCCUUGAUCGUUCUAUAAGAAGGGCCUUGUUCAACAAGAGACAUCACUCAUUCCAUGCAAAUCGCCAGUCAGCUUUGCUGAAGCCACUCAAAGCAUAUCGACAACUCGAGAAAGAGGUUAACACAACUCUUCAAUUGUCUGUGAUUUAUUCAUUCUACAGUUUCAUUUUACAAUGACGGUCAGCAAUAAACCUCUUGUUGUCAUUGCUUGCGCGACAGCCUCCGGGCACACGCUCCCUUUUCUCCCUCACGCCAGCCAUCUGACAAAGGAAGGCUUUGAUGUCUCCUUCAUCAGCGGCCCCGACUUCAAGAAUGCCAUUGAAAAAACCGGCGCAACCUUUUACCCGACAGAGAACAUAUACACUGCCGAAACCCUCCAGACGCUGGAAGCUAUUCCUGAUGGCCCUGAACGAGCCAUUUUCAACAUAAAGACAAACUUCAUCGAUGUGACUGCAACAAGAAUGAAGACGCUGCAGACCGUGCUGGAGACACUUCGCGAGAAACAUCCCAACCGAGACGUUGUCAUCGUACAGGAGCUCUUGUAUAUGGGCACUUGGCCGUUCAUCUUAGGUGCUUCUCUGCCGAAUGGCUAUGAUAAGUUUCCUAGGACAAUUAUCUUCGGCACCGGAUCAUUGCUUAUCUCAAGUAUCGAUACGGCACCUUUUGGACCUGGCCUGCCGCCGGAUUCGAGUGACGAGGGUCGUGCUCGAAAUGCUGCUAUGUAUAGUGCCAUGAAGGACAUGGACGCCGAGCUCAUCGACUACGCCAACACCGUGUAUACGAAGCUCGGGGCCACUGUCAAAGUGACCGAGCCUUUGUUCGACUUCUGGACCACAGGCCAUGACAUCAUGCUGCAGCCUUGCUCCUCGAGCGUGGAGUAUCCACGCAGUGAUCUUUCGCCUAAGGUCCGCUUUGUAGGCGGCACCCCGCGUACGGAAAUCGAUCCGUCAAUGCCAUUACCCGGUUGGUGGAAUGAUCUGAAAGCAAACAAGCAGACAGCAAGCCCGAGAAAAGUCAUCUUCGUCACCCAGGGUACAUUCCGCAUUGACUACAAGGAGCUGAUCAUUCCCACCAUCCAGGCAUUGGCUGAUCAAGAAGACGUCAUGGUCAUUGGCGUGCUGGGUGUGAGGGAUGCGAGGUUAGACGGCUUUGAGGUGCCUAGCAAUGCAAGAGUCGUUGAUUACCUCUUAUACGACGCGGUGCUCCCUUAUGUCGACGUAUUUGUCACCAAUGGAGGAUACGGCAGCUUCACGCACGGGAUCAUGAAUGGGGUUCCCAUGGUCAUGGCUGGAACGGGUCAAGACAAAGCCGAGGUAUCGAUGCGUGUCGAAUGGGCUGGAAUCGGCAUCAAUCUACGGACCGAUAGCCCUACCCUGGAGGCCAUCCGGGACGGCGUGGACAAAAUAUUGACUGACUCCAGCUUCAAAACCCGCUCCUUGGAAAUCCAAUGUGAGAAUGAGGAGCUCGACUGCGCGGCUGCACUGGAAAGGUUCAUCAUGGGAGCUGAGUCAUGAUCCUGGCUCACUUGGCUAAAUGCUUGGGGUCAGAUGACAGCAAAGUAUCCUCUGUUCAUUAGCCUUGGCCAUAGAACGUCGUUACCCCCGAGGAACUACAGAUCAUC
This is a messenger RNA of Aspergillus sclerotioniger CBS 115572, 1946 nucleotides long. Its product is annotated as UDP-Glycosyltransferase/glycogen phosphorylase. Gene Ontology annotation, molecular function: UDP-glycosyltransferase activity. The record is from RefSeq and is a predicted model, not a curated record. Bases 499 to 1839 code for a protein of 446 amino acids. The transcript is spliced from 2 exons. Lineage: Eukaryota; Fungi; Ascomycota; Eurotiomycetes; Eurotiales; Aspergillaceae.